Molecule: messenger RNA, 1980 nt
Organism: Scedosporium apiospermum
Lineage: Eukaryota; Fungi; Ascomycota; Sordariomycetes; Microascales; Microascaceae
Exons: 5
Coding region: 1-1980 (659 amino acids)
Biological process (GO): positive regulation of transcription by RNA polymerase II
Cellular component (GO): nucleus
Molecular function (GO): zinc ion binding; DNA-binding transcription factor activity, RNA polymerase II-specific; transcription cis-regulatory region binding
Source: RefSeq, a predicted model, not a curated record
AUGCUAUUGUUCGCCAAAGUUGCCCCUCCCAAGGUACCUAAGAAGAGGUCCCGAGCAGGAUGCACGCAAUGCAAGGAAAAGAAGAAAAAAUGUAAUGAGGCACGGCCAUCAUGCCAUCGUUGCGCCGAGAAGCAGCUCGAGUGUAUCUACGAAGCGAUCAAGCCCCGUCAACGUAAGGCGCAUGUCUCGAGGGACCCCCUAAGUCCCCUCUCACCCACCUCUGUUGUAGAGUGGAAGCAUCCAAGCAACUUGGACCUGGCACUGCAACAGCUGGAAAGCGACUUUAACUUCUGGGACGAUGAAGCAGUGACCACCCCAAUCGUAGAGACGCCGACUGCUCAUGCCAACCCUGUAAACCCUACUACCGACCUACUCCUAGGCUCCGCGAUAUCACAGGCGCCGUUGCAUGGGGAAACUCUGCUCUCACCUAUCGAAAUACCCCUCUUUUCUCCCACUGCCCUGGAAGCUUAUGGGCUGGAGCCGUUCACCGUAGAUGACCAAGACCGCAAUCUCGACGACCUCGAUACUUCAAAUGGUCUCGUUUCUCUCUCUCCACAAUACUCUCAACAGCACCCCUAUGCCCAACAAUUCCAGUUCAACAUACCCUUCGACAGCUUCCUAAAUCCCGUAUACUCCGAAUUCUCCCAUCUGCACCGCCACCGGACUCUCAUGGACCACUUCGAUAACCUCCUGUCGCGCCUCAUUGUUCUCUACGAGGAGCCUGGCAACCCUUUCCAACGCUUCAUCAUGCCCAUGUGCCAAAAAAGCGAUGCCGUCCGAAAUGCCGUAUACGCACUCGCGAGCGCCCACCGAGAGUACCGCGGCCUCGCGUUUAGUACCCCGGUCCCCGAGGGCGAGAACGCUACCUGGUUUUACAACCAGGCGAUUCAGGGGAUUGCGAAACUCAUUCAGAAGGGGGCCAAGGUGGACAAAAACGAGUUGCUGGCAGCAAUUAUGCUGGUUGUGUAUUAUGAGGUGCUCGUGAAGGCUGGAGGGUCAACCCUUGUGGAUGGCCAUCUUAAAGGCGCCAUGUCUAUCUUCGAAUCAGGCGGUGAGGGCCUGGACUCCACCGGCGCGUUCCUCGAGAGGACGUUCCGUUUUUACGAAGUAAUCGCAGCCUUGUCGUUCGAUACGGCACCACUAUCAAAAGAUUCCAGCGCCGUAUUCACAGCCUUCCAACAAGGCAUGGACUCCACAAAUAGCGACAUGGACACCUUGCUGGGCAUGGUCCACACGUUUUGGCCACUUCUCCAUAGGCUCGCCACGCUCGCGUCGUUGAAGAAGGAGCUAGAAGCUGCACCAGGAAACAACAUGGACCCCGCCAAGCUCUCGGCACUCCAAACCGAAUUUGAGACGAAGGCCUACAUAGUUGACGUAUCCUUGAAGAAAUGGAAGCCCAACGUACCCCCACAGUUCUACGUCUUAUACAACGACGAGCAGGGGGCUACUCCGUGCGAGUCGAUCGGAAACACUACCAAGACCGGCGAAGCAGCAACAGCAGCCGAGCGUGCCCACCUUCACUCGGUGCUCAAUACGGCACUAGCCUAUCAGCACAGUGCCAUAGUAUAUCUACAUCGCACGAUAUACGGGCACUCGAGGAACCACGCCCUCGUCCAGAGACACACCCAUGUGUCCCUGACACACUGCGUAGCGACAGUCCGCAACAAAGGUCCAAUGGGCGCGCUCUUGUGGCCGCUCUUUGUCGCAGCCUGCGAGGCCAUCACUCUUGGCGAUCGAGAUCUUGCCAACCAGGCGUUCAUGGCCAUCGAGCGUAGGCAGGGCAUGGUGAACAUUGAGCAGUCGUGGGCUGUUGUCCGGGAAGUGUGGAGAAGAGCUGAUGCGGCGGAGGAGCUUUCCAAGCCGUGGCAUAGCGGUAUGGGCGGCAACGGGAACGGCAACACUUGCGUUCCGACAUUUAAGGGGCGAGACUUGUGGAGAAAGGUCAGUGAAGAGAUGGGUGUCACGAUCGUGUUUGGUUAA